Molecule: messenger RNA, 918 nt
Organism: Phytomonas sp. Hart1
Lineage: Eukaryota; Euglenozoa; Kinetoplastea; Trypanosomatida; Trypanosomatidae
Source: the annotation of a GenBank genome assembly
AUGGUUGCGAACCACUUCUUGUCCGACAAGGGUUUCGUUCUUACUCCGCUGGGAACUGAUUUCAGAACGGUAUCUUUUUUUUCUAGCGCUGUCAAUCUCAAACGUGAUUUUAACCUGAAUGAAAACCCAUCAAAUACAUGCAAUACGCUUGAUUUAUUUAGAGUUUGGGAGUUAGAUGAGGAGGUCCUUCGUUUUGCCUCGGAUGAACACCCCAUGAAUUACAACGCAUGGCAAUAUCGCCGUGCCCGCCUGACGUUAUUGCGAUGUUGUGGCCCUCCUUGCUUUUUUUCAAACAACCCUGAAAACUCGAUUUAUUGGGAUUUUAUCCAGCGUAGUGUGGUGGAAGUGAUGAGUUAUCUUGAAAUCCACAACGCAGAUUCGUCGGCCUGCGCAUUUUUGCUAUUUUUAUUUCACCAAUGUGCACCCAACGAAGGGGCGGACCUUCACGAGGGCGAGGACUCCUCCGAUGUUCCUGAUAAUCACCGCCGGUCUAGGGUGGAGCGGCCCUUUUCGGUCUUUUUAUGGAAUUCUUUGAUGACCUUCACCCAGCGAGAAUUACAUCGGCAUGUGGAUAAAGGUCAUGAGGGUAUGUGGUCCUUACGGCUUGGGCUUAUUCACUACGCCCUCACGUUUAAUUCCAAAAACCUUUUAUUAGGCUCGCCUUUCUUGUCUUCCUGGACGGUGGCUGAUGAGCUGGAGUGGAUUUCGGUCUACGUUGAAGGGUUUUACGAUAAAACCGCGAUGGGAGUUGAUAAUGGUGCUUUAGAUGAGGGACUUUUAGCACCUUGUGGGGACCUUGCGCGGGCGUGGGUGGAAAGUUCGGGGUCCGCGGCGUGGUCUUCCUUUUUGGCGACGCGGUAUGGCCUGCAGCUUAUUCGGUUGUUGACGCCAUCCAACGCCCGCGAAUUGCGAGGUUGA